GCUGGUCUUGCGGGGGCUGCUGGGAGUUGUAGUUCUGGCCCGAUGUGGGCUGUGCGGAGGGGUCAGCUCUGCAGGGCGCUGUGGGGUUCUCAGGCUCCGGCCGCCUUUUCUCGGCCCCGUAGCGCAGAGCCCGGCUCUCUCCCCGUCCCACGCUGCUGGAGUUGUGGCAUCCCUCUCCCCGCUCGCGGGGGGCAGGGGUUGCCUCGCUUCUGUCCGGCCUGCCAGGCCCUGCAGCCCCCGGAGUCCCAGCCUGACCUCUUCCGCCUUAUGGGCUGCGAUCGCUCCUUCAACAUCAGUGUGCAGCAGCUGCAGCAGCGAUUCCGGAGCUUGCAGCGCUCCCUACACCCUGAUUACUUCAGCCAGAGACCCCAGAAAGAGCGGGACUUUUCUGAACAACACUCUUCCUUGGUUAACAGAGCCUACCAAACCCUUCUAAGUCCCUUGAGACGUGGAUUGUACCUACUGGAGCUGAAUGGAGUGGAACUGGCAAAAGGGACAGACAGUGACAUAGAUGUGGAGUUCCUCAAGGAAAUCAUGGAAAUCAAUGAGACACUGGCAGAACUUAAUAAUGAGGCUAAAAUAGAAGAGAUUGAAAGUUUCAUUGAAGUUAAACAAGAAGAAUUGACCAAGGAUGUGAGCAAAGCUUUUGAAAGAGAUGAUCUUCAAGAAGCCAAGAAACUUCUAGCCAAAAUGAAAUACUUUGAAAACUUGGAGGACAAGGUGAAGAGCAAGAAGAACCCUUCCUGAUAUCACAUUCUUUGCCAUUAAGAUCUGAUCCACUUUUGAUUAAAGUAGUGAUUGGUAGUUUCUGAUUCAGGAACUAAAAGGAGCACAA
Trachemys scripta elegans is the source of this 835-nucleotide messenger RNA. RefSeq names its product HscB mitochondrial iron-sulfur cluster cochaperone (gene HSCB). The transcript has 6 exons. Gene Ontology annotation, cellular component: mitochondrion. Bases 43 to 747 code for a protein of 234 amino acids. Gene Ontology annotation, biological process: protein complex oligomerization; [2Fe-2S] cluster assembly. Gene Ontology annotation, molecular function: ATPase activator activity; protein-folding chaperone binding. Lineage: Eukaryota; Metazoa; Chordata; Testudines; Emydidae. The record is from RefSeq and is a predicted model, not a curated record.